AUGGGAGACACAGAGAUAAAAACAACUCUCCUCCGUCUCCCUCCCGAACUCCACCUCCUCAUCGGCGCCUACCUCCCCUUCCCCGACAUAGUCCGCUUUCGCAUAACUUGCGCAUAUCUAUACUCUCUCCUCCCACCUCUCACUCACGCGCAACUCCUCCUGGCCGAAACCACCGACUACGCUUUAUCCAAGGAUAUCUACGCAUGCCGGUACUGCCUGCGUCUGCGGCCCGCAUCGCGCUUUGCGGAUCGGAUGCGCCGGCGGCGACGGGGCAGGUACGGUCGGGACGCGGAGAAGCGGUUUUGUGUUGAGUGUGGGUUGCAGCCGCGGAAGGGGACGGAUGGAGAGGCGAGGUAUGGGCCUGGGGCGCAGGUGCGGAUCGAUGGGGUUCUGUAUGUGAUUUGUAUCACUUGUCGGACGUUUGGGCUGGGGUAUGCGGGUGGGAUUGAAUGCCAAGCUUGUGGCAUGGAGAGGGAGAGGGUACGGCAGCAGAAAUUAUUACUGGAGAGGAGAGAUUCAGGCGUGUACGCCGAGGCUACGGAUGAAGGCUAA
Molecule: messenger RNA, 552 nt
Organism: Aspergillus udagawae
Lineage: Eukaryota; Fungi; Ascomycota; Eurotiomycetes; Eurotiales; Aspergillaceae
Product: F-box domain protein
Exons: 1
Coding region: 1-552 (183 amino acids)
Molecular function (GO): protein binding
Source: RefSeq, a predicted model, not a curated record